Ilex paraguariensis (yerba mate) is the source of this 969-nucleotide messenger RNA. Lineage: Eukaryota; Viridiplantae; Streptophyta; Magnoliopsida; Aquifoliales; Aquifoliaceae. The record is from the annotation of a GenBank genome assembly.
CACACACACAGACACAGACACAGACACAUACACAGACAGAUAAAUGUAUAUUUAUACUGUUUGAUAAUAUGGUUUUUCCUCCUGUGUAUUGUGGUAAAUAUGUUUCACAUAGGAACCUAAAAGAAUGUUGGGAUGAAUUAAAGAUUGAGUUGCAAAAGUGAAACUCUAAACAGAAGAAAUUGAAAAUUGUCGAACGGAUUUCCCAGAAUGUACUGCUUCUCGCCUCAUAGUUUACAAAUGGAAGUAUAGGACUCUUUGUAUAGGUAUUUACAUGCAAAUAACGCCUUUUGAUGAGACAUAUGAACAAGACCUUUGACGAAAUAUACUGUUUUUUGAAUAUAUGAAGCCAGUAAGCAGACAAAUAUUCCCCAUGUACUUGAUUUUCUUUGACUGGUAAAUGUCAUUGUAGAAGCAUUCAAGUCAUAUAUGUCUGUGAUUCAAUAAAGUUGUCAUGAGUUUUUUCCCAUUUUCUCCAUCUCAUGACAAACAUAGAAAUGUUUGUAAUUUACUUGGCAGCAUUAUUUGCAAUAGUUUGCACAGGUGCCAAUGGUUUCACUCAUUGUAAUUUCUUUAAAAUGACAGCAUUUGAAACAUGAUACGGCAAACAUGGCAAAAAAGAUUGAGCUUCUUGAAAUUUCAAAGAGAAAACUCUUGGGAGAAGGUUUGGGGUCAUGCACUAUUGAAGAACUACAACAGAUAGAAAAACAAUUGGAGGGGAGUGUAAGCAGCAUUCGAGCACGAAAGAUGCAGGUCUUUAGGGAACGGAUCGAGCAACUUAAACAAAAGGAGAAAGAUUUAGAAGCUGAAAAUGCAAUGCUAUGCCAAAAGUGUGGACUACAACGUCAGCGAGGAUCAAAUGAAGAGGGAGGAAAUUUACCCUCCCCAGAAAAUAGUGACAAGUCAGAUGUGGAGACUGAACUAUUCAUUGGACCACCAGAAAGCAGAAUGAAGCGCGCUCUGCAGAAGUGA